Coregonus clupeaformis (lake whitefish) is the source of this 1849-nucleotide messenger RNA. RefSeq names its product chromosome 4 C2orf69 homolog (gene c4h2orf69). Lineage: Eukaryota; Metazoa; Chordata; Actinopteri; Salmoniformes; Salmonidae. The record is from RefSeq and is a predicted model, not a curated record. The coding region runs from base 740 to 1786 and encodes 348 amino acids. Gene Ontology annotation, cellular component: mitochondrion. The transcript has 3 exons.
UCAACCUUCAACCACAGAGGCAACAUCGCGAAAGCAUGCGAAACAGACCAGGCCAGGGUUUGGGGUUUCAGAAGUCAAUUAGAGAAGUGACAAAUUCUUCCUUAGUUGUUCAUUUUCUCGAAAUCUAAAAGCACAACCUAGAGUCGAGUCGCCAACCUCAUGAAAGUGACAAACUGACACGUUGUCAUUUCCAUCAAAAACAACUUUUUGAAGGACUGCCUUUGAUUUGACGGUCUGCACAUGCGCAGUUCGGCGCGAGACGACAGUUUAGACCCGAUUACGUGUUUCUGCGCAUGAGCUUAGCUAGCCAAAGUCACCAUGACAUCGCCUACUACAAGCGUGAUCGGGGAUUUCUAUUGGAGAAGCAGCUUCUGCCCAUCUUCAUACUGUACUGUCUUUGCUUCAAUUUAAGAACUAUAAAAAUAUGUGAACAUGCGCAAUUCGUAUUUUGCUUACGGGAACUGGAUGAGGCCGGGCUGGUUCUCGUGCUGACGUCCUUUGUAAACAGCGACACGUGGAGGACCACAAUGCAAAGACAACAACAGUACCGCAUUAACAUCACCCAGGUUGACAAAAUUAUCACCGUCCAGGAUAAACAACGAUGUUUUUGAGGAGGAUAUACAACGAAAUAAGGUAGAAAGUUGUUUGACUAUUUUGUCGGUAUUGCAUCGUUUUGCACGUUCAUUGUCUAUGAUGGCGUAUGUCAGUCUCGGAUGCUGUAUGUUAAAGUUAGCUGGCUAUGCAUUUGCGUCUAGACUACAGUAAUCCGGUUUUAGCCCACAUGAUAACCGCUCGUGGAGUUGCAACUGGCUUUCGUUGUGCAGCCAAAGCAAUGAGCGCUGCAGCAGGUUCAUCGUACUUCCAGGCUCCAGAACUUUGUCUGCCUGGAGUCCAGGAAACACGCCCUGGGUGCCCGCCGCGAGUGCGGAGACUGGUCGACAUACCGGGAUGCGAACCGGACCGAGUCAACGACUUGCUUCUACUCAGUACUUCGGAGUCACAGGGACAGUGCGGUUCAGCCAUCGAGGCCUCCGAAGAACGCAGUGCACAUGUUGUGUUUUUCCCUGGAGACAUACAGAACUUCCAGCAGGAGAUGUCGCUCCAGCCGGAGGGGGCGCAGUGGCUGUCCUGGAGCCUGGAGAACGUCGCCCUCACCCUGGGUCGUCGCUUCCCUGACCGCCACGUGUGGGUGAUCCGAGCCUCCCGCAUGUACCUGCACAAGUUCAGCUGCUACCACAACUUUGUGGAGAGCAACCUGUUUGGAGCGCCCGAGCACUCACCUGACUACGGAGCAUUUCGCCACCUCAGGGCACUGCUGAGCAACGGCAUGGAGCAAGCUGGCUUGCCUAACCCCCUCCCGCUUCAAGGGUGCGGCGACAAAGUCACCCCUGGUUUCUCCUUGGCCGUGGUGGGCUUCAGCAAAGGCUGCGUGGUGCUCAACCAGAUGGUGUACGAGCUUGCGAGGGCGCGGGCUGACCCGGAGCUGGGGCCAUUUGUGGAGCGCCUCUCAGACAUGUACUGGCUGGACGGCGGCCACCCGGGAGGCAGCGAGACCUGGGUGACUGACAAGCGGGCGCUGGGGGAACUGGCAGCCAGCGGGGUUGCGGUCCACGCCCACGUGACACCGUACGAGGUACGUGACCCCAUGCGGGCCUGGGUGGGCCGCGAGCAUGGGUGCUUUGUCAAGAAACUUGAGGACCUAGGCGCCCGACUCAGCCAGAAGCUGCACUUUGAGGAUGAGCCCGCAUCCAUCGAGAACCACUUCCGGAUCAUCCAGGAUUUCUGAGGUGUUCGUUCAUUCCUGACUGUCUAUUGGCAUGCAAAGUAAAAAAAAACUGGCAAAGCUUGA